Molecule: messenger RNA, 1233 nt
Organism: Callithrix jacchus (white-tufted-ear marmoset)
Lineage: Eukaryota; Metazoa; Chordata; Mammalia; Primates; Cebidae
Source: RefSeq, a predicted model, not a curated record
AUGGAACCCUGGCUGUCUUGUUCUCAGCUAUAGCCCCAGUACCUGGGACUGUCCCAGACACACAGCAGACCUUCCCCGGACCCUCCAAAGAGACAGCGGCAGGAGCGCACGGUCUACACUCGCAGCCAGCAGGAAGAGCUAGAAGCUCACUUUCUGGAAAAUCAGUACCCGACCUUUGAUGAGCGACAGGAGCUGGCUCAGAAACUCAACCUUGGGGAGCACCAAGUGCAGGUGUGGUUCAAGAAUCGGCGCGCCAAACUAGCCCGGGAGCAGCGGCUCAAGAAGCAGCCCCAGAGCGGCCCAGGGCGGAGAGGCCGCGGAGCACGCGCUUCGCCCCCAGUCCCUGCAGCCGCUGCCUCCGCCCCUGGAGGUCCUGAGUUCCCGCAGGGCUGGGAUUCCUGGAUGUCCCCUCAGCCGGGCCCCUCGGGAAUCCUCCCAGCAGCAAAACCCACGACCUACAGCCUCCACCAGGCCUGGGGUGGUCCUGAGCAUGGUGCACAGGGUGGCUUCCCGGCUGCCCCGGUUCCAGGCCCCGGCCCGAUCCCAGCCCCACUCCGUGGCCCAAUCUCAGCCCCAGCUCAGAUCCCAGGCUGGAUCCCGGGUCCCAUCCCAGGCCCAGCCCAGUUCCCAGGUCCAAUCCUAGCCCCAACUCCAGGCCCAAUCUCAGCCCCAGCUCAGAUCCCAGCCUGGAUGCCAGGCCACAGCCCAGACCCAGCCCAGAUCCCAGGCCCAGGUCCCAUCUUAAACUCUGGCCAAAUGCCAAGCCUAGGCCCACUCCCAGGCCCAAUCCCAGGCCCAGGAUCACUCCCAGCCCCAAUCCCAGACACUCCAUUAUUGCCUGACUUCAUGGAGCUGCUCACACCUCUAGACCCCUUGGAGGGAUCCUCAGUCUCCACCACGACAUCUCAGUACCAAGAAGGGGAUGACUCUAUGAACAGAGAAGGCUCAGGGUCUCAGCAUCAAGAGGAUGGCUCUGUGAAAGAAAACUACUCAGGCCCCAGGUCAUUACUGGAUAGCCAGGUGAGGCGGCAUCUGCAGAAUCUCAGCCAGGUCAGGGAAGAGUUGAAGGGGACGUGGGACAUAUUGGUGGAUGAUGUCAAAACCCUUUGCAAGCUUGUGCUGGCACCUUCUCAUGCCUCCUCGAUGGCUGCCACUAUGCCGCAGUACCAGACCUGGGAGGAGUUCAGCCGCGCUGCGGAGAAGCUUUACCUCGCUGACCCUAUGAAGAUUUAA